This is a messenger RNA of Podospora anserina S mat+, 1437 nucleotides long. RefSeq lists its product as uncharacterized. Lineage: Eukaryota; Fungi; Ascomycota; Sordariomycetes; Sordariales; Podosporaceae. The coding region runs from base 1 to 1437 and encodes 478 amino acids. The transcript is spliced from 2 exons. The record is from RefSeq and is a predicted model, not a curated record.
AUGCCUCCGCAGCUUCGAAUACCGAUCUUUGUAACGCUGCCAGUCGGUCAAGAUGAAUCUCGCAGAUUGCUUUCUCGGAAAACCAGGGAGCAGCCUUCCAAAGAAGCACAGAUCGUAGGCGCUGUUCUCGGUGGCAUCUUUGCCCUCAUCAUCAUAUACUUCUGCACCCGGUCCCUCUGGAGAAAAUGCCUUGGACCUCGAGGCGGGAAGUACAAACAAACAGAGCGAGAGGACGACUCUCCGACAACUCGACAGAUCAAUAGAGAGGCCCAGGAUAACCUGGAGGACGCAUUGGCUGGCGCACAAGCACAGAAUGGCGCCACCAACAACAACUUGGCGGCCGUCGAUCGGUCCACAUCAGUUCGCAGCGUUAUGACAUUGCCAGUGUACCGACCCAAAGCGACAGAAAACGAGCAGGUUCUGGGCAGGGAGGGCGAGCGCGAUGGUAUUGAUGUUGUCGUCGAGAUGCCGACGGCCGAGCAAGAGGAGGAGUUGCGCGAACAGGAAAUGGAAGCUCUCUAUCAGAUUCGGGCGGCAAGACGUCGACAACUAGCCGAUCGCGAGGAGAGGCGGCGGUUACGACGGGAAGCGCGCGAGGCGAACGAUGUGGUAGCUAUGCGGGAGUUGAGGGAACGGGGUCGAAGCGUGGCGGCGAUAAACACGGUGGAAAUCGAGGAGCUGAGGAACGAGCACGAGCGGUUGAAGGAAACGAGAGCGCGAGCGGUGAGCACUGUCGCGUAUGGCGACUUGGGAGUUGCAAGGGCAGAUGGGACUAGGAUCCGGGCGAAUAGUACCGACAGCGAACGGAUUGGUCUUCUCAGCGAUGCCGCGAGUAUCGGGGCGUCCACCCAACCAGAGAGCCUCCUGUUGAGGCGUGACAGGAGUCACAGUGCUGCGACUCUCAGUAUCGACACGACGAACCGCCCAAACACACCGAGCUUGACGACAGGAGGAAGCGCCUACAGCUUAAAUAGCGCAGGAUUAACCAGCGCCGGGUUACCAAGUGCUGGUUUGCCAAGCGCAGGAUUAUCAACCCGGUCGAGAGCAAACUCUGGAGCAAACACACCACGGGUACCGAGCGCAAUGGCCACCCCAAGAGCUGGGUCGAGUCCCGAGAUGAUCGAUACCGCAGACCUGGCCGACUUUGGAAUGCCACCGCCCGACUAUGACGAAGUGAGCUUGGACGACAUCACGCCUGGGCACUCACGUCGCAAUUCUGGGGUAUCAGCCUUAUCGGGCAGGAACAGCCCCUUCAACGAGCCACCCCCAGACUAUCCAGGCCCCGGACCAGCCAGGGCACGCAGCAACCGACUGUCGGCAGCCAUUCAGGACCUCGCCACACAGGCUCAGGAAGACCAAGAGCCUACAGGUCGGCCAGGGUUGAGACUGAGCCAGGUGCCACAGAUCGUUAUUGAACCGUCGAGCGCGAGACCAUGA